This is a messenger RNA of Trypanosoma grayi, 1335 nucleotides long. RefSeq names its product putative histone deacetylase. The transcript has a single exon. NCBI's taxonomy places the organism in Eukaryota, Euglenozoa, Kinetoplastea, Trypanosomatida, Trypanosomatidae. Gene Ontology annotation, molecular function: histone deacetylase activity. The coding region runs from base 1 to 1335 and encodes 444 amino acids. The record is from RefSeq and is a predicted model, not a curated record.
AUGACAGCCAGUGACGGGAACGAGGUGAAGCGCCCGCCUGACUCUACACCCCCAACGGCAUCACCUUCCUCUUCACGUCGUGUUUUCUAUUUUGUUGAUGAAUCCACAACUGCCAUCGCGUACGCGGAGGGGCACGUGAUGCAGCCGUCCCGUGUACGGGUGUUGCACUCCCUCGUGCGGUCGUUAGGGCUGGACGCCCACAUGAUGGUGUUUCAGUCUCGUCCGGCCACACAGCAGGAGCUUCGUGGGUUUCAUCGCGCGGCCUACGUGGAAUGUCUGCGGUCCGCGCCGUUUAUCUGCGGCAACCCGCUCGAUCCUGUCGCUAUGUCGUACCAGAAGGAGUUUGGAAUGCCGGUGCUGUCGCGUGACGGAGAUUGCCCACUCUUUCCAGAGGUGUGGGACCUGGUGGCAAGUCAGGCAGGUGCCUCCAUUGCCUGUGGUGAGGCACUGUGCCGCGGCGAGGCGGACAUAGCAAUCAAUUGGGCAGGCGGUAUGCACCACGGCGCCGAAGCACACGCGAGUGGGUUCUGCUUUGUGAAUGACAUUGUACUGUGCAUUCAACGUCUGCUGCGUCGGUUUCAGCGUAUCCUUUACCUUGACCUUGACGUUCACCACGGAGACGGAGUGGAGGCGGCCUUCUACGGCAACACGCGUGUCAUGACUGUCUCAUUGCAUCAAUUUGGCAAUGGCUUUUUUCCUGGAACUGGCGACUAUGGUUGCCCCGAGACGGAAAAUAGUUUUGCCGUCAAUGUCCCUCUCCCCGUUCGCACCGGCGAUGCCAUGUACCUCUUGUACUUCCGUACAGUCGUAACAGCUGCGGUACGUUGCUUUGACCCUGAGGCAGUCGUUGUGCAGUGCGGAGCGGAUUGUAUUGUGGGCGAUCUCAUUGGGAGGCUCAACGUGACAACAGCCGCCCACUCCCAGUGUGUCGCCGAUGUGCUGCGACUCGGGCUGCCAGCUGUUCUCCUCGGUGGCGGCGGGUAUCACGUCUUCAAUACCGCCCGCUGCUGGGCGAUCAACACCGCAACGGCACUGGGGCGGCCGCUACCUCACUACAUCCCCCGCCAAGACCCAUACUACGAGGAGUACCGCAAGGAGUUUGCCCCCCACCGGCCAAAAUUGCACGUUUUUGUCGAUCCGGAGGUCGACAGGCCGCUGCCGCUUCGUAGUGCGUGGGCGGACUGGCGCAAGCUCUGUGCAAGCAUCAGAUCACAGAUGAAGUACGCGCGCGUCGUGAGGGAGUCGUUCCUCCGUGUUGUAACUGAGGCGGCAGACGCGUCGAGUGAAGAUAGUGGUGCCGUCUCAGGGAGCAGAAAACGGAGGAAAAGGGAGUGA